AUGUUAUACAAUUUAGCCAUGACAGACGACGGUUUCACGGUCCACGUCUUAUUAGUAAAUUAAUUUAUUAAUAAUAUACCUAUAUACUAUUAUAUUGUACCAUGUAAACAUUAGAAGUGUGUUAUUCAAGUCUUUAGUUUUUACUCCAGAUUUUAAAUAAUUAUUUAUUUUCUAUGGAUAGUUCUAAAGUAAAAUGUACGUUGCUUUGUGGCACAUCAACAGCUUACUCGCAGUCUUUAUUAUUUGAAGUAGAGCGCUGUAUACUGGUCUGAAUUUGGAUAUCGAGUGGUUUACAUUCAAAUAUCUCAGAUGAAAUCUCUACCAAUUCCAUUAGAUGGUGCCAAGCCACCUAGUGUACAUGCACUGAAUCGCAUUACAUUCCUAACAUUGUCAAAGUGGGAAGAUCUUGUCAAGUAUACUUGUUCAAUACACGAAACCAGUCCAAAUGUGCCACAUGUAAUUUUAGUAUCAGACUUAAAUAAUUACUAUAGGAAUGAAGAUAGUGAUCAAACUACAAGACUAGCACACAUGCUAUGUGCUUGUUUGUGUGAUGCCAUUUCAUAUUGUAGUAAAGUACAUAAUUCUACAUCAUAUUUAACUGUUUCAACACAAGACACUGCACUUGAAACACAUAAAUUAUCUGCAAUGUAUUUCCCGUCAACCACGUGGAUUAGCAGUGUCGUUAAUGAUCAAGUAGUUUUUUGCAAAAAACAACUGUAUUUACACCAACAGCGUAGCUGUAAAAUAAAGUUUAUCGAAAUGAACAAUAAACUAAGAUGCGAUUCUGUAGAAGUAUUAUACUUGUGAUAUAUUUUAGUUAUUUUUUUUAUUAGUAUUCUUGUUUUUAAAGUGUUUUGUAUCCAAUUUUUAUUUAUAAAUAUGAAUUGAAAUAUAUCGCAUUGAAAUAUUAAAAUAUAUAUUAAAAUAAUUUUGUGUCAA
Messenger RNA from Acyrthosiphon pisum (pea aphid), 939 nucleotides. RefSeq lists its product as uncharacterized. Bases 310 to 807 code for a protein of 165 amino acids. Gene Ontology annotation, cellular component: Shu complex. NCBI's taxonomy places the organism in Eukaryota, Metazoa, Arthropoda, Insecta, Hemiptera, Aphididae. Gene Ontology annotation, biological process: double-strand break repair via homologous recombination. The transcript is spliced from 3 exons. The record is from RefSeq and is marked predicted. Gene Ontology annotation, molecular function: single-stranded DNA binding.